UACCAAUUCAUUUAAAUGUACCAUUAUAUAACACUGGUACCUACUUGUAUGUUCCGCAACUGAAAAACAACUGAAGUAGUAUUAACUUAUAGAGUCAUGGCAAACUGGAAUUUGUUGUUACUCGUCAUCAUUUCUAUACUUGUAGUAAAACCAUCAUCAUCAACCAAUAAUAUUGUUGUUGGUGAUGAUACAACCAUCGAUGCCUUUAUCCAAUGCCUAGGGAAACAAUCCCAUCCUUCAAAUUACCCUAUCUCCGAUGUUAUAUACACCCCAACUAACUCCUCCUUUCAGGAACUCCUCGACAACCGUAUUCACAAUCUUCGAUAUCAACAAUCCACCACUCGCAAGCCGUUGCUCAUUCUAGCUCCUAAGAGCGAGCUCAAUGUGCCUGCUGUCAUCACUUGCGCUAGAGCCAAUGGUCUUAAGAUCAAGAUUAGGAGCGGGGGCCAUGACUUCGAGGGGAUCUCUUACACGGCCCCCUUUCCUUUCAUCUUACUCGAUUUGUUCAACCUCAACAGUGUUGAGAUUGACAUCAAUGUUGAGACGGCAUGGGUUCAAUCGGGGGCCACUUUAGGCCAGAUUUACUAUAGGAUUGCGGAGAAGAGCCCUGUCCAUGCCUUCCCUGCAGGAGUGUGCCCCACCGUCGGUGCAGGGGGACACGUUAGUGGGGGAGGAUAUGGGGCCUUGAUGAGAAAGUAUGGCUUGUCUGUCGACAACAUUGUCGAUGCUCGUGUUGUCGAUGCCAAUGGGAAGAUUCUGGAUAGGGAUGCAAUGGGCGAGGACUUCUUCUGGGCCAUUCGCGGUGGUGGAGGCUCUAGUUUCGGGGUCAUCUUGGCUUGGAAGCUUCGUCUUGUUCGUGUGCCUCCUACCGUCACUGUCUUCAAUGUCGAAAAAGAUGUCGAUUCUCCAGGAGUAAAUCACAUCUUAUACAAAUGGCAAAACAUAGCUCACAAGCUCCCCGAGGAUCUUCUAGUAAGGGUAGAAUCAAGCCCCGAUCCAACAACAUCGGGUAACUUUUCAAUAAAAGCGUCCUUCAUCUCAAUGUUUCUUGGGGAUAGGGAGAGCCUCCUUCAGAUCAUGGACAAAAGCUUCCCUGAGCUAGGAAUAACCCGACAAGAUUGUAAGGAGAUGUCAUGGAUUGAUUCCGCAAUGUUUUGGCAUCGCAUUCCUCAAGGCACCCCACGCGAAAUCUUACUCAACUACGACAUAAAACAUCCAGCAUAUCGUAAGAUCAAGGGGGACUUCAUCAAGAAGCCAAUCCCUGAAGCAGCGCUACCCAAAGUGUGGGAAAAGAUUAGGCAAACGGGCUUCUUGUAUAUGGAGUGGACUCCUUUUGGAGGAAGGAUGGAUGAGAUCGACGAAUCUGCAGUCCCUUUUGCUCAUCGAAAGGGCAACUCGUUCAUGAUCUUCUAUGACUUGUUAUGGGUUGAGGAUGGCAUGAAUGAGUUUUACUUGAACAAGGCUAAGGAGUUGUACGACUUUAUGGGACAGUUUGCGUCUGAUUCUCCAAGAGAAGCUGUCCUAAAUUAUGUGGAUUUGGAUAUUGGAUCUUCUUGGGAGAAAUACUUCAAAGGUAAUUUUCCCAAGUUGGUCAUGGUAAAAACUAGGGUUGAUCCUACUAAUUUUUUCUCCCAUGAGCAAAGUAUCCCAACACUCUAUAUGUUGUUGGAUAAUAGGGACUUUAAAAGAGGUUACAAUGGACUUUUACGUUUGCCUAUGUAAUAAUUAUUUUGCUCUACCUUAUAAAUUUACUAUUCAAAGUCAAAAUCUUAAUUUAAUAAGAAAAAUGAUUCAAUCAUUUGGUACUA
Messenger RNA from Chenopodium quinoa (quinoa), 1808 nucleotides. Its product is annotated as berberine bridge enzyme-like 14. The record is from RefSeq and is a predicted model, not a curated record. Bases 97 to 1722 code for a protein of 541 amino acids. Gene Ontology annotation, molecular function: oxidoreductase activity; FAD binding. The transcript has 2 exons. NCBI's taxonomy places the organism in Eukaryota, Viridiplantae, Streptophyta, Magnoliopsida, Caryophyllales, Amaranthaceae.